AUGGGGAACUAUUGUUCCAACUGCACUCAAGGCUUUGGGAAUGAGGGAGGGGAGUCCACCAUAGAAGAAAGUGCGAGCCCUGCAUUGAAACAAGGCGACAAGCGAGCUCCGGGCGAGCUAACAGACCUCAAGGCCGCGCGAGGAAUCAUGCGCAACUCACCGAGAGACGGCAAGGCCCUGGGGCAGAAGGGCUGGGCCGAUCGUCCUGCUCCCUCGCUGCAAGGAGGCGUGGUGGAAGAGGACGUGGACACAGAAGAAUACCAUCGGCUACUGGACAACAUGACAGUCGAUGACACAACAAGACACUUCGGGCCUCUCACAGAUGAUGAUUCUGAAGAUCUGCAAAGGACUGAAGAUGACUUUACGGAGAUUGUGGACGAUUUCACAGAAUCUGGUAUGAGGACCAACAGGAACAAGCUGAUGAACAGCAACGGUUUCUACGUGUCCGAUGCUGCUUCUGCCCGGUCCGGUAGUGAGUAUAGACCCGUCUCAUUCCAGACAAGGACUUCCAGCCCGGACCCCGACGAUGUCAGGCGGAGGCUGGCAAAGCAGAGCCGCAAGUAUCUGCAGAAGGCGGACAAAGACUUGCUUGCUAAGGUGAUGGGAGCGACUUCCUAA
Molecule: messenger RNA, 618 nt
Organism: Guillardia theta CCMP2712
Lineage: Eukaryota; Cryptophyceae; Pyrenomonadales; Geminigeraceae
Exons: 9
Coding region: 1-618 (205 amino acids)
Source: RefSeq, a predicted model, not a curated record